Microthlaspi erraticum is the source of this 1311-nucleotide messenger RNA. The record is from the annotation of a GenBank genome assembly. NCBI's taxonomy places the organism in Eukaryota, Viridiplantae, Streptophyta, Magnoliopsida, Brassicales, Brassicaceae.
AUGGAAUUGCUCAAGUUGUCAAAAUUCAAAUUGCAGCUUCAGUCAAUGAUCGGAGAAGUGCGAGACCUCCGUGAAAGGGAGCGAUCAGCCACAGAUCACAUUACUAUUGCGAAUCAGAAACAGAAGCAAACGGAGGAGGAAUACAGCAGGAAAGUGCAGGAGCUACAAGCUGAGCUAGCUUCUUCUAGAGAAACUCAGGAGGCACUCGAGAGGAAGGUGAGUUACCUUCAAAACGACUAUGGUUUGCUGGAAAACAAGCAGAUUGAAUUGAAGACUACUAUCCAAAAUCUGCUCCAGUCACGAGAAAGUUUCCUCAAUGGUUACCAGGAGUCGUUUUGUGAAAUGAAAUGUUCAAUUGAAGACAGGGAUAGGAAAAUUGCCAUCCUACAACAGAAGAUAACCUCUCAUUUAGCAUUGUUUGAUUCAAUUGAGAAAGAGGCCUCGGCAAUCAAAAAUGUCAUACACGACGUUCAGGGCCUUGUGGAUCAAAAAGAAGAUGUAGUGGCUGGCUUGAAAGAGAAGAUGGAUCAUGUCUCUACUUAUGAAAAAGUGUUUAUCGAGAAAAUCAGUACGUUGGAAGAGAAAAUAGCAAAUCAGGAAACAGAAUUGCAAAGCAAGGAGAAUUUAGUAUCAGAGCUCUCCGCUCAGCUGGAAGCAGCAAAGAUUAAAAAUGAAAAUCAAUUUCAUCCUUACCUUCAGAAAACCUUGCGGGUCAAAGAUGUCGUUAUAGAGAACUUGGUUUAUGAGAAAGAGGCAUUGCAUUCUGAAGUGAAGAGCUUAGAGAUGGUGUUACAGCGGAUUCAGGAAUCUGUCACCCUUAUGACCGAAGAGGACAAAAGAGUGUUCACAUCAAUACUGACAUUACAAGGUGCCGAUGAGAGAAACAAAAAUUCCAGGUACAAUGAUACAGUUGACAAUAUGGAGGAACUUCCAUGUGAAGCUCCCAUUAUGGGUUCCCAAGAAAAUUCAGUAAGCGUUAUUCCAUCGGUGUCUCCAUGGUGUCAGCACCAAAACGCAGAUGGCAGUUUGAUGCAGGACACUGAUCAUCAGCUGGAUUCAGCUCAGUAUCUGCAGCAUAACACUCUCAGUGGCCAAUGGCAGAGUACUAAUAACCAUAACCAAUUUGAGACGGAGUGUUUUGCAGGACAAGUGCAAAGAAUCGAUAAACCAGCCUGGUUCAGAAUGCUCAACAAAUCGCGUAUAAGAGAGUUGAAGAACCGAGGAAACUGGUUCAGUACACUUUCACCAGUAACGCCUUUUUGGCUUUUCCUUGUUUAUGUUCAUGAUUGUGUUUGUGUUUGUCUCAAGUAG